CUCUCACACCACAAACCCACAUCACUCUUCUUCAUUUUCACUUGAUCAAGCCACUCUCAAAGCUCCACAAAAAUGCUUAACCAGCUUCUCUCACCACCACUACCUCUCCUCCUACUUCUCAUCACCUUCUUCUCCCUCCAUUCCCCCACACUCUGUGCUCAGCCUCCAGCUGCCACACCAGCCCCAUCACCACCACCACCACCACCAGGCCCUCCCAACAUCACCGCCAUCCUCGACAAAGCCGGCCACUUCACAACCCUAAUCCGACUCCUGAAGCGCACCCAAAUGGACGAUCGGAUUUACAAACAACUCAACCAUUCCGACUCCCUCACCAUAUUUGCACCCACGGAUGAUGCCUUUUCGAACCUCAAAGCAAUAAAUCUAAACUCAUUCACCGAUCUUCAACAAAUUCAGCUCAUACAGUUCCAUGUAGUCCCUUCUGCCAUUCCCUUAUCAGAGUUCGAAAUGGUGAGUAAUCCACUUAGCACUGAGGCCGGUGACAAUACUGGAAGUCAGUUCCCUCUGAAUGUGACGACGUCAGAGAAUCAGGUGAAUGUGACAACAGGGGUCGUCAACACAACGGUGUCUGGCACUGUGUAUGCUGAUAACCAGCUGGUGGUGUAUCAGGUGGAUCAAGUCUUGCUUCCGUUGCAUUUUUUCCCAGCUGCGUCACCAGCUCCAUCACCAGCCUCCAAAGCGGAGAAGGAGGUUCCGACUGGGCCCAAAAUUUCGGGUGCGAAUGCAAUGGGUGAGAUGAUUCAUCAUGGACGCGAUGCAGUGGUUUUUGUAGUUUCUGUUUUCAUUGCUGUGUUUUGUUUGUGUGUUUGAAUUGAGUUGAGAGAGAUGGUCGGUGUUCAUUGGAUUUUGGUGUGGCAGUGCUGUUAUGUUUUCUCUUGAACCAAAUGGUUGUUGCAACUAAACUCUCUGCCUAAAAUUAUAGGCAGAAUAAGAGCAAUUGGAUUCGUGGAAGCUA
Messenger RNA from Camellia sinensis, 973 nucleotides. Its product is annotated as fasciclin-like arabinogalactan protein 11. Lineage: Eukaryota; Viridiplantae; Streptophyta; Magnoliopsida; Ericales; Theaceae. Gene Ontology annotation, biological process: plant-type secondary cell wall biogenesis. Gene Ontology annotation, cellular component: plasma membrane. The record is from RefSeq and is a predicted model, not a curated record.